AUGAAAUCCAAUUAUGUUCUCUUCGUGACGUUUUACUUGGUGGCCUGUAUAUCUGCCAUGUCAAUGGCUUUUGAAAAAUAUGGAGAUUACAUGGGAUUCUACACUUGUAACAGGCAAAUUAAAACAUCCGUGACAUUUUGCGGAAAGUCAUCGAAUUACUAUUGUUUGUGUACCAAUAAAAACUCGUUGGCUACCUACGCUGGUUGUCUAACACAUAACCAUAGGAACUCCACAAAACAGUUGGAAAAACUUGUUUCCUUCUGCAAGAGAUAUGGUGGUGUUGAUGUUGAAGAGCAUUGGUUUGACAAUGCUUACCAGAACUUUGUUGAAAAUUCGAAAACUGCCCUGGAGAUUUCCAAUUUUACCAAAUCAGUUCCUCUAACUGUUCCAUUUAAAUUUGAAGAUAGUCAAUUAGAUCUUUUUGCCAAAGCGUAUAAACAAUACUUGAAUAACUAUGAUGAUUCCGUUUAUUAUGGUGGAUCACUACUUGCUUAUUGGCUACUAAUCAUGAUACUUUAUGGGGUUGUUCAUUGGACAAAGUAUCUAUUCCCUGGUUUUGCCAGCAAACUUACUUGUACACCAGUCAAUAUUUGGAGGAGAUACAUUUCGAUGCCUGCUACAUUCAGAAGAAAGAAGUGCCAAGAACAAAGAUUGUUAAUGUUCUUUGAUUUCUUGGUUCCUUCUAGACUUGAAACUAUUGUCAUUGCCUUGUUUUAUGGUCUUACUAUUCUUGUCAAUGCCAUUAGAACUGGAUACGUAGAAAAUGAUCCAUUCCUUGGUGAUCGUUAUGAAGCAAAAUUGAGAUAUGUUGCUGAUAGAACAGGGAUAAUUCCAACCGUUAUGAUGCCACUCAUUUUUCUUUUUGGUGGUCGAAACAACUUCUUUCAAUGGCUAACUGGGAUGAACUAUAAUGUAUUCAUGACUUACCACCGCCAUGUUGCUAGAGUUAUGUUUGCACUUGUUGUUAUUCAUGCUGCUUGUUAUAGUGUAAUUUUUGUCAAAGUGAGAGAAGAUUACUCUGGGAACAUGAAGGCAACAUAUAUGAUAUGGGGGACCAUUGCAACAGUCGCGGGAGGAAUGAUCUUGUUUCUGGGAAUGCUCUACAUCAGAAGACGCUGGUAUGAAAUGUUUUUGUUUGUUCAUAUAGUGCUUGCAGCAAUUUAUAUUGCAGGUACUUGGUUGCAUGUGGCAGAUUAUGGAUAUCUUUGCUUUGUCUAUCCAGCAAUAGCAGUAUGGUGUUUUGAUAGAGUUGUUAGAAUCGGUAGAUUAAUUUCAUUUGGGUUCCCACAGGCAGAUAUUGAAUUAUUGCAAAAUAAUACAUUAAAGAUAAUUAUCCCGAAACCAAACUACUGGAAAGCUAUUCCAGGUGGCCAUGGGUUUAUUCACUUUAUCAAACCAAGUUGUUUCUGGCAAUCGCACCCAUUUACUUUUGUUGAAUCACCUAAUGGUCAAAAUAUUGUCUUAUAUUGCAAAGUUAAAGGUGGUGUGACCCAUAGUCUUCACCGCAUGUUGAUUAAUAUGCCGGGAAGAAGUUCAAAGUCAAGAGUUACUCUAGAAGGACCAUAUGGCGAGUCGACCCCUGCAAAAUAUGCAGACACUGCUGUGUUUAUAGCUGGUGGUAAUGGUAUCCCUGGUAUAUACUCUGAAGUCACAGAUAUUGCAAAAGGAUUGCUGCUGGAAUCAAAGAAAGUGAUAAAGUUAAUUUGGGUUGUUAAAGACUAUACAUCUAUGACGUGGUUUUUAAACAAGUUGGAACACUUGAAUGAAUUAAACAUUCAAACUACUAUUUAUAUUACUAGAAAAAAAGUUACUAACUUCGAAAGUGAUAAAAAAGUCGAAACUUCCACAGAUGACGAGACAGAAUCCAUAAAGUCGAUUCUUCCUAAUAUACUGUUUAAGGAAGGUAGACCCAUGAUUGGUGAUAUUGUUUCCAACGAAAUUCAUGAAUCCAUUGGCUCUGUGGCAUUUGUCGCUUGUGGCCAUCCGGCUAUGGUUGAUGAAAUUCGUUAUUUUGCUUGUCAAAACAUAGGAAAUCCAGAAAACAAGAGAGUUGAUUUCUAUGAGCAACUACAAGUCUGGGCUUAG
Molecule: messenger RNA, 2085 nt
Organism: Candida tropicalis MYA-3404
Lineage: Eukaryota; Fungi; Ascomycota; Pichiomycetes; Serinales; Debaryomycetaceae
Product: ferric reductase family protein
Exons: 1
Coding region: 1-2085 (694 amino acids)
Biological process (GO): copper ion import; intracellular iron ion homeostasis; iron ion transport
Cellular component (GO): plasma membrane
Molecular function (GO): ferric-chelate reductase activity
Source: RefSeq, a predicted model, not a curated record